AUGACCGAGAAAGAAAGGCUUUUGCCAGCCGGCAAAGAAACCGGAGAAAACUCUGGAAACUUAUUUCAUCCCGAAGAAGGCGCCGUGCCGUCACAGCCGUUGUCAAGCGAGCAAGCAGACAAGCGCGGAUCAUCUCGGCCUUGGUACGACACAGUCCACUCGAUGCUUGCCAUCAAUAGAAACCUUCUUCUAUACAAAGCGUUUUAUUUCUUCUAUUUUGCGGCGCAUGGAAGUCUCCUUCCGUACUUAUCGCUGUAUUUCAAACAUUCUGUACUGCUGCCCGCUAAAAUGGCGGGCAUUCUCUCGGCUGUGAGGCCAUUUUGUUUGUUUGUAAGCGCCCCUAUUCUGGGAACAAUCGCGGACAAAUUUAACAAGAUCAGAACAGUCUUGCUUGUGGCGCUUUGCAGUUACAUUAUAUACAACCUUCUCAUAGCAGUUGUGCCUCCAGUGAGUGUGGAAUGCCUCAGUAAAGUGCACGUAAUACUGAACAUUACGCACAACCACAGCCUCCCUCGAGCGGUCCAUCACCACGAUGGCAGUGCGCGAUUUGAGCAGGAGGAAGCGGGCUAUUGGAACUUUGGGCAGAUGGAGGAGAUGUGGAACGAAACUUGGCUUUUUGACCUUUAUACGAAAACUGAUCCAGCGACUUUUAAAAAGGCUGAGAGUGUUUUUAUAGUCAUCCUGGUCAUUACAAUAGUCGGUGAAUUCCUUGGAGCCAUUUCUAACACUCUGGCCGAUGUAGCUACCUUUCAAAACCUGGAAAACCAACCCAAUUCCUACGGAAUUCAGCGUUUAUGGGGAUCGAUAGGAUAUGGGAUCAGCGCUUUCAUCACCGGUGAAAUAGUGGAGAGGCAAUAUAUUAAACAGACCGAUAUUUGUCCCAAAGUGGUUUCCGAUAUCUACCGCCCCUUCUUCUUCGUCUAUUGCGUCCUAAUGGCCGUUGCUCUGAGUCUGGCGACCCGCUUCAAUUUUCUGAACGGGGAUAAGCACGUCAGUGAAAAUAUUACACUGAUCAGGGGUCUUAAAAUUUUCUUCAAAGUCGAGUACGCAGUGUUUGGUGCCAUUGCGCUUUUCUUGGGAAUUGCCAAGGGUUCUGCUGAAACGUUCCUGUUCAUGCACCUAGUGGAACUUGGCGCCCACUCUCCAUUUUUGUUCAGUUGGCUGUUUGCCAUUCAGUGCAUUUCCAACGUUACACUCUAUUAUGCCUCUGUGUACUUUCUGGAAAAGGUUGGCCACGUGAAAAUGCUCAUAGCAGGUCUGUUGGUGUACGCGUUGCGAUUUUACUUCUUCUCCGUCAUAGAAGAUCCUUGGCUCGUCUUGCCAGUCGAAGUACUCGUGGGGAUUUCCUCCGCGUCAGUGUGGUGUGCGCUGGCCUCCUAUGUUGCCACGCCACCCCGCCUUGGUGCUACUCUUCAGGGUAUUUUACAUGGCUUGUAUUACGGUCUGGGUAGUGGGCUUGGACAACUCAUAGGCGGUACUUUGGUUUACAGUUAUGGCACUGCUCCCUACUUCCGUUACUGUGCCCUUGUUGUCUUGUUGAUAACGAUUCCGUUCGCGUUGGCGAGCCCAUUUUUGUCUUCUCGUCUCACCAUUUGGAUGUCUCUAUCUGGCUACUCUCAGCUGAAACCAAAGCAAGACCAGACAUGCUGUCCAAGAUUGUACAAACUGCUUGGUGUACGCGAACAGAAGUCUACCAACGAAUAA
This is a messenger RNA of Porites evermanni, 1704 nucleotides long. The record is from the annotation of a GenBank genome assembly. NCBI's taxonomy places the organism in Eukaryota, Metazoa, Cnidaria, Anthozoa, Scleractinia, Poritidae.